Molecule: messenger RNA, 4769 nt
Organism: Pygocentrus nattereri (red-bellied piranha)
Lineage: Eukaryota; Metazoa; Chordata; Actinopteri; Characiformes; Serrasalmidae
Gene: aqr
Product: aquarius intron-binding spliceosomal factor
Exons: 36
Coding region: 112-4506 (1464 amino acids)
Biological process (GO): mRNA splicing, via spliceosome
Cellular component (GO): catalytic step 2 spliceosome
Molecular function (GO): helicase activity; mRNA binding
Source: RefSeq, a predicted model, not a curated record
GCAGUUUCUACCAGCUUCACUACUUUAGUGCGCGCACACGUUAGCAUAUACAAGCUAACUACGCAUUAAUGACGUUUUAGUAAAGCAGGUUGUGAAAUUACUGGAGACCUAAUGGAGAAGGACGCGCGAGUUAAGAAAACCGCUGCGCCAUCAGUGUCUCAAAUCAAUGCAGAAUAUGUGACCCAGCUCUCGGUUAAAUAUUGGGCCCCCCUUGCCAAGAAUAAGCUGCCAUUUGAUUACAAGGUCAUUGAAGAUGUAUAUCAGAAUGAAAUUCUCAAAUCAAAAUUUGCGAUCAGAAAAAUCAUGUUGUUGGAAUUUAGCCAGUAUCUCGAGAAUUACUUGUGGGUUAAUUACAGCCCUGAGGUGUCUAGUAACAGCUAUCUGAUGUCAAUUUGCUGUAUGGUCAAUGAGAAGUUCAGAGAGAAUGUGCCUGCUUGGGAGGUUUUUAAGAAAGAGCCCCGUCACUUCCCUUACUUCUUUAAGUGCAUCAUGGAUGCAUGUCUGACAGGAGAAGAGCUUGGUCUGACGCUACGGGAACAGACAGUUUUGUUGCUCUUCCUUGAUCACUGUUUUAACAGCCUGGAGGUGGAUCUGAUUCGAGAGCAAGUCCAGCAACUCAUCUCUCUGCCUAUGUGGAUGUGCCUCCUGCCGUCAAGACUCCAGCAAGAGCUGAAAAAAGUCCCCAAGCUGCAGAAGUUCUGGAACCUCAUAAAAAAGAAUUAUGAGAAAAUGAACCCAAAGGAUGCAGAGCAAGCCAGAAGGGAACGAACUUUCCUCUGUUCACUCAUAAAGAAAUUCCUUGCUGUACUGAUGUCCAUCCCACCAUCAGGCCCUGUUGAUAUGGAUAAGGUGCACUACUGUGAGAGAUUUGUUGAGCUCAUGAUUGACCUGGAGGCUCUUCUCCCAACCCGCCGCUGGUUCAACACUGUGCUGGAUAACUCUCACCUGGUGGUCAACUGCCACCUGUCCAGUCUCACACAGAGAGAUAAAGAGGGUCACCUCUUCUGUCAGCUGCUGGAUAUGUUGAAGUUCUAUACUGGCUUUGAGAUCAAUGACCAAACUGGAAAUGCCCUCACAGAGAAGGAGAUGACUAAUAUCCAUUAUGACAGGAUUACUUCCCUACAGAGAGCUGCUUUUGCACACUUCCCUGAGCUCCAGGACUUUGCCCUUUCUAAUGUAGCAGCAGUGGACACUCGAGAGUCCCUCACCAAACAAUUUGGUCAUCUCAGUCCCAGUACCCUCCACCGAGUGGCAUCGUACCUGUGCCUUUUGCCUGAGCUUCCAGAAGGAAAGGACACAUCCUAUGACAAAGAGAUACUCUUGGAGCUUUUGGUGUCUCGCCAUGAGCGGAGAAUCUCUCAGAUCGAGCAACUUAACCAGAUGCCUCUUUAUCCAACCGAGAAGAUUAUCUGGGAUGAGAACAUUGUCCCUACUGAGUACUAUUCAGGCGAAGGUUGUUUAGCUCUCCCAAAGCUCAAUCUGCAGUUCCUGACUCUUCAUGAUUACUUGUUGAGAAACUUUAACCUUUUCCGUCUGGAGUCUACUUAUGAGAUCAGACAGGAUAUAGAAGAUAUUGUAUUACGAAUGAAGCCAUGGCAGUCAGAGUAUGGUGGCGUGGUAUUUGGUGGAUGGGCCAGAAUGGCACAGACCAUUGUGUCCUUUUCCAUCGUUGAGGUAGCCAAGCCAAACAUUGGCGAAAACUGGCCUGCUCGAGUCCGUGCUGACGUUACUGUGAACCUCAAUGUACAAGACCACAUAAAAUCUGAGUGGGAAGGGCUGCGGAAGCACGAUGUUUGCUUUCUGAUCACGGUACGGCCCACCCUGGCCUAUGGCACGCGCUUUGACCGGCGCCAGCCUUUCGUGGAACAGACAGGCCUCGUGUACGUGAGGGGCUGCGAGGUGCAAGGCAUGCUGGAUGAUAAAGGCCGAGUUAUUGAGGAAGGUCCUGAUCCAAAGCCUAAGCUAAAAGGUGACGCAAGAACGUUUAGAGUAUGGCUGGACCCUAAUCAAUAUCAGCAGGACAUGACCACCACCGUCCAGAAUGGUGCUGAGGACCCCUACGAGACCUUUAACAUUAUCAUGAGACGGAAGCCCAAGGAAAAUAAUUUCAAGGCUGUGCUGGAGACUAUUCGUAAUUUGAUGAACACCGAGUGUGUUGUCCCUGAUUGGCUGCAUGACAUCAUUCUGGGAUACGGUGAUCCGGGGAGUGCCCAUUACUCCAAGAUGCCCAAUCAGAUCUCAUCUCUGGACUUCAACGAUACAUUCCUGUCCAUUGAUCACUUGAAAUCCUGUUUCCCGGGUUACACAGUAAAGAUCAUUGAGGAAGAUCCAGCUCGACAAGUCCCUCCAUUCAGAAUUAAAUUCCCCGUACAGAAUACAAAGGGCAAGAAGCGGAAAGCAGAUGAGGAAGAGGAGCAGAAGGAGAAGGAUCUCACACUGCUUGUUGAGCCCCAUGUGAUUCAGAACAGAGGACCUUAUCCGUAUAACCAGCCUAAACGGAACACCAUCCAGUUUACCCCAACUCAGAUCGAGGCUAUUCGUGCAGGCAUGCAGCCUGGUCUCACCAUGGUCGUGGGCCCUCCAGGUACAGGCAAAACGGAUGUAGCUGUGCAGAUCAUCUCCAACCUGUACCACAACUUCCCAGAGCAGAGGACUCUCAUUGUGACGCAUUCCAAUCAGGCGUUGAACCAACUGUUUGAGAAGAUUAUGGCCCUUGACAUUGAUGAGCGGCACUUACUGAGACUGGGGCAUGGAGAGGAGGAGCUAGAGACCGAGAAGGAUUUCAGCAGGUAUGGGAGAGUGAACUACGUGCUGGCCCGAAGGUUGGAGCUGCUUAGAGAGGUGGCUCGCCUGCAGGAGAGCCUUGAUGUCCCAGGAGAUGUGUCCUACACCUGUGAAACUGCUGGCCAUUUCUAUCUCUACCAGGUCAUGUCUCGCUGGGAGGAGUACAUGAGCAAGGUCAAGCCCAAACCAGGCCGAGAGGUGAACCCACAGGAAGUGGCUUCGCACUUCCCUUUCCAUAAGUACUUUUCUAAUGCUCCCCAGCCUGUGUUUAAGGGCCAGACCUAUGAGGAGGACAUGGACAUAGCAGAGGGCUGCUACCGCCACGUCCGCAAGAUCUUCACCCAGCUGGAAGAGUUCAGGGCCUUUGAACUGCUGCGCAGUGGUCUGGACAGAUCUAAAUACCUGCUAGUUAAGGAGGCCAAGAUCAUUGCCAUGACCUGCACACAUGCUGCUCUUAAGAGGCAUGACCUUGUGGAACUGGGCUUCAAGUAUGACAACAUCCUGAUGGAGGAAGCAGCACAGAUCCUGGAGAUUGAAACCUUUAUUCCUCUACUACUUCAGAACCCAGAGGAUGGCUACAGUCGGCUGAAACGCUGGAUCAUGAUUGGUGAUCACCACCAGCUACCUCCAGUCAUCAAAAACAUGGCUUUCCAGAAAUACUCCAAUAUGGAGCAGUCUCUCUUCACCCGCUUUGUGCGUUUGGGUGUUCCUACUGUGGAUCUGGAUGCUCAGGGUAGAGCUCGAGCCAGUCUGUGCAAUCUGUAUAACUGGCGAUACAAGCAGUUGGGGAAUCUACCUCAUGUGCAGAGUCAGCCUGAGUUCCAGUCACCCAAUCCAGGCCUGACCUAUGACUUUCAGCUCAUCAAUGUGGAGGACUUCAAUGGUGUUGGCGAAUCUGAACCCAACCCCUACUUCUACCAGAACCUGGCUGAAGCUGAAUACUCCGUGGCCCUGUACAUGUACAUGAGGCUGCUGGGUUACCCAGCAGAGCGGAUCAGCAUCCUCACCACCUAUAAUGGCCAGAAGCACUUAAUACGAGAUGUCAUCCAUCAGCGCUGCGCCAACAACCCAUUCUUCAGCCAGCCCAACAAAGUGACAACAGUGGACAGGUUCCAGGGUCAGCAGAAUGACUACAUCAUCCUCUCACUGGUCCGCACCAAAGCUGUGGGACACUUGAGAGAUGUACGCCGUUUGGUGGUAGCAAUGUCCAGAGCAAGACUAGGGCUCUACAUCUUUGCUCGGGUCUCCCUGUUCCAGAACUGCUUUGAGCUAACACCGGCCUUUAACCAGUUGACUGCACGACCGCAGCAGCUGCAUAUUCGGCCUUAUGAGUACUACACAAUGACGGAGUCACGCUCAGACCAGCCUGAUCAAGUAAUAAAGAAUAUGCCUGAGAUGGCCAACCUGGUGUAUAAUAUGUAUAUGCAUAUGAUUCAGAACACCCAGCAGUACAGACAGCAGCAGCUUUUGCCACCUCCUCGCCAGGUGAUGCCAGCAGAGGAGUCCAAUGUGGAUAUGAAAGAGGAGGAGGGGAAAGCAAACAGUCAGCCUGCUGGGGACAGCAAGGAAGGCCAGAGUGAAGAUAAGGUUGAGGAGGAGGAGUCUCAGAUGAAGACGGAGGAGGAGUCCAGAGUAGAGGAGCCACAGACAGAGGAGCAUGCUAAAAUGCCAGAACACCCAGGCAGAGAUAGUGACAGUGGGGACAGUGAGGAGGAGCCCUAAAGAAUACCACCUAUCCUAUCAGUGUUUGCUGGUCAGGGUCUAUAGCACCAUCCAAUGGAUGGGUGUUUUUUUCGGGUUUGUUUUUUCAUUCAGUCUUGAUUCUUUUACUUUUUUUUUUUUUUUUUUAAUUAAAUCUCAAUUUGGUUUCUACUGAUAACUGCUAAGAAAACGAGUGCUACAGAGCCAUAUGUUCCCUUUUGUGAGAAAACUUUUGUAACAAUUGAUGCCUCUUUUGUAAUAAAAUGAAAAAGUUGUUAAAGUAA